AUGCUAAUGCGGGUCAGUCUGCGGAAGAUGUUCUUCUCGGUCGGCGCCAUUGUUGGCACUGUCUACCUGCUAAACAUUUACGGCAUACUAAGGUCCGACAUGCUCAGGUCGGGACACUCGCGGGUCAACUAUGAGCGCCAGCAAGCCGUGCGCGACGCCAUGAAGCACGCGUGGAGCGGCUACCGACAAUUUGCCUUUGGUCACGACGAGUUCCAGCCAUUGACGCGCACGUUCAACUCAAAGUGGGGCGGGUGGGGCAUUACGCUGGUUGACGCGCUCGACACGCUGAAGCUGAUGGGCCUUGACGAAGAGUACAGCGAGGCAAAGCGCCUGGACUUCCAGAUGCAGGUGUUUGAGAUGACCAUUCGCGCGCUAGGCGGGUUGCUGGGUGCCUACGAGCUUGACAACGACCCCAUGCUGCUGAAGAAGGCGACCGAGGUCGGCGAUGUUUUGCUGUGGGCGUAUGAUACGCCAACGGGCCUGCCAGCGUCGCGGCUGGACAUCAACAAUCGAUUGCUGAGCGGCAGCACGCUGCUGUGCAUUGCAGAAGGUGGCACCAUGCAGCUCGAGUACCAGAAGCUGGCACAGCUGACCGGAAACGACACAUACCGCAGGAUGGCGGAGCGUGCUAGCAAUGCGCUAGAGAAUGGACAGCGCAAGUACAAGGGCCUGUAUCCGACAUAUAUCGAUAUCCACAGUGGCCAGUACGUUAACAACACGGCGCUGUCUGUCGGCGCCAUGGCCGACAGCUUCUAUGAGUACCAGCUGAAGCAGUAUAUUCUCAACGGCAAGCGCGAGCAAAAGUACAAGGACUGGUACGUGACAUCGUCGGAGGCCGUCAAGGAGAAGCUGGUGAGGACCGCCUGGGGCAUGAAGUACAUUGGCCACUGGGAUUACAACGAGUCGCUGUUUGUGCAAGAAAUGCAGCACCUCACAUGCUUCUACCCAGGCCUGUUGGCAUUGGGGGCGCGUGUGCUUGACCGUCCUGAGGACCUCCGGCUGGCUGAGGAGAUCACCGAGACAUGCUACCUGUCAUACCGCAAUAUGCCGACCGGGCUGGGUCCCGAAAAAAGCAUCUUUGUGCUCUACCGGAUUACUGGCGACGACAAGUAUCGCGAGUGGGGAUGGAACAUCUUCAUGGCCAUCGAGAAAUACGCUCGCACACCCUACGGAUACGCAGCAGUGCGCAACGUCGGCGAAAGGUUGGUUCAGGAAUCCAACUGGGAAGACUCGAUGGAGUCGUUCUUCCUGGCCGAGACACUGAAGUAUCUGUAUCUGCUGUUUAGUCCGCCCAACCUCAUCUCACUCGAUGAGUAUGUGCUAAACACCGAAGCUCAUCCGUUCAAGAUCAUAAAGUAG
Linderina pennispora is the source of this 1359-nucleotide messenger RNA. Its product is annotated as glycoside hydrolase. NCBI's taxonomy places the organism in Eukaryota, Fungi, Kickxellomycota, Kickxellomycetes, Kickxellales, Kickxellaceae. Gene Ontology annotation, biological process: N-glycan processing; carbohydrate metabolic process. The transcript has 3 exons. Bases 1 to 1359 code for a protein of 452 amino acids. Gene Ontology annotation, cellular component: Golgi membrane; endoplasmic reticulum. The record is from RefSeq and is a predicted model, not a curated record. Gene Ontology annotation, molecular function: mannosyl-oligosaccharide 1,2-alpha-mannosidase activity; calcium ion binding.